Messenger RNA from Sparassis crispa, 1536 nucleotides. RefSeq lists its product as hypothetical. The transcript has 9 exons. Bases 1 to 1536 code for a protein of 511 amino acids. NCBI's taxonomy places the organism in Eukaryota, Fungi, Basidiomycota, Agaricomycetes, Polyporales, Sparassidaceae. The record is from RefSeq and is a predicted model, not a curated record.
AUGGCUGCACAGCUCUAUGAAAAGCCCGCCACCUUGCUGCAUCCUUCAGACCCAUCAAUGAAGGUCUCGAUGGAGCACGAGAUUGCGGAUGUAGGUGUACCGGUUGUGCAGAGGACAAAAAAUACGCCAUUGUUGGAUCCAACACCAGCACGAUCUCUAACCUUACCUCUGUUCCCAUCACCCGCUCGAUCAGGCAGUGACCCUCUAACUCAGCCCACACCAGAUUCAGUGCAGUCUUCGCAGCACUCGACGCGGUCCCAGACAUUUCCUCCACUAAUUUCCGCAGGGUUAUCCACUGAACUAGGCAGCCAAAUCAUCCUGACUCCAUUCACGACCGACUCUAGCAAACCGUUCUUUGAGAACGACUCAGUGUAUGCGGAGGAUAUGCCCAAGGUUGCACCUAACUCUGCCGAUGUAUCUUCGGUUCCAUCCAAUGAGAUGCGGUCGAGGUUUCAUGCUGGCAUGUUCAUUCCGAACAGAGGAGAAGAUUCGUCUCUGGAACCUUACAAGCGACCUGCAAGGUACAAAGCUGCUUGGUCUUUGCUCGAUGGCAUUUGGAGAGGGACGUGCAAUUUCGUCGUGCAGCACUGGAUCCUGACCAUAGUGGUCUCAAUCUUGGCCAUUGUGGGCAUCGGCGUUGGCGUGGGUUGGGCUGCGCGGUUGCAGACCUUCAACGCUGAGGAUGGAGAGAGCGUGCCUCCAGACAACGCCAUUAUCCUGUCAGCGAAUUUAGUCGAUGUCGACCCGACUAGUCAGACUAUGACAUUGGACUGGUUUGUGAACUACACCUGUGACUUCUCGCAUUGCCAGGAUGUGAAUAUAUUCUUCGAUCAGAAUUCCAUGCAGUCAAACUCUAAUUCCGGUUCAGUUGCAAGUAACUCAAAGCCAUCGCCCUUGUUCUUGUUGAACGGGACCAACUUCGUGAACUUGUGGAAUUCUGUCGACUUUCGUCCCAGCUCUCUCGUGUUCAGGACCGACUUGUCCAUCUCGAGCUAUGGCACAGGUCGCACUGAACAGUCUUACCCGUUUGACAAAUACCUCGCUCAAAUCUCUAUAUUCGCAGAAGCAUUGCCAGGAAAUGAAACAGUGAAUGUCACCGUUUAUCAAACACAGGGAAUUGCUGUCGGAUUUAACGCUCAACUGCUGGACUCAGGGAAAAUCGAUGAGUUUGGAACACUCUACAAGUUCAUCGAAGUGACGCGGGGCCAGGUCGUUCGAAUUUAUACCAUCUUCAUCGUAAUGGCCAUAUGGCUUGUUACCUUGACGUUUAUAGGAGCCUGCGCCACGUCCGUCUUCUAUGGGAAAGGCAUGUCCGCCGCUGUCCUCGUUCUUCCAGUCGCCACUCUGUUUGCAUUCACCCAGCUUCGUGGCACAUUACCAGGGGCUCCAGCCGGCUUUGGUGCCGACAUCGACUUUGUCGGUAUCCUGCCGUGCUUGGCACUCCUAACAUUCUGUUCCGUAUUCAUGACCGCUGUCUUCCUUUUCCGCAAUCCGGAAGUGGAUUCAGCUCGUUGGCAGUCCGCCCGAUCUGUCUAA